AUUGAACUAGCUUUGUCGAACAAGAACAUAAUGGAUAUACUAAAAACCGAAAAAUCCAAUCCAAGGGGUAUCCCUGAAGCACCUUUUAUUGACAAGGUGGAAAAUUUCGUGAAGGAUGUGGAAACCGAUUUCGAUAAGGUCAUGCAAGCGUUCCAAGACCGGUUACAACAAUACAAGUACAUGGAGAUGUCAAAGAGAAACCAAUUGAAUGAUUUGAACGUAAAGAUCCCCGAUAUAGAAAAGAAUUUGGACAUUAUAAAUUUCAUAAAGCAAAAGAAGAGUGCAGAACUUGACGAUGAGAUUUCCGACGAAGAUGAAAACAGCCAGAACAUUCAAGCAAACUAUGAGUUGAACGACACGUUGUAUACCCAGGCUGUCAUCGAAACGGAAAAGUUGGAUUCGGUUUACUUAUGGCUUGGGGCAGAGGUGAUGUUGGAGUACCCAUUGGACGAGGCGGUGGAAUUAUUGAACGAGAGAUUGAAGAACAACAACGAGCAAGUUGCAAUCAUCAAGGAAGAUUUGGUGUUUUUGAAAGAGAAUAUCACCACCAUGGAAGUGAAUACGGCCAGAUUAUAUAACUGGGAUGUUGAGAGAAGAAGAAACUCCCGGGUUGAAGAUGGCACCAAGAAUCUCAAGAUCUGAGAUUCCACUGUAUAUAUAUAGCUUUGGCAUAUUCCAAUAAAAUCAUUUGCAAUUAU
This is a messenger RNA of Yamadazyma tenuis ATCC 10573, 698 nucleotides long. Its product is annotated as tubulin-binding prefolding complex subunit. NCBI's taxonomy places the organism in Eukaryota, Fungi, Ascomycota, Pichiomycetes, Serinales, Debaryomycetaceae. Gene Ontology annotation, biological process: tubulin complex assembly; protein folding; microtubule-based process. Gene Ontology annotation, cellular component: cytoplasm; prefoldin complex. Gene Ontology annotation, molecular function: tubulin binding. The record is from RefSeq and is a predicted model, not a curated record.